Monomorium pharaonis (pharaoh ant) is the source of this 797-nucleotide messenger RNA. RefSeq lists its product as uncharacterized. Lineage: Eukaryota; Metazoa; Arthropoda; Insecta; Hymenoptera; Formicidae. The coding region runs from base 143 to 478 and encodes 111 amino acids. The record is from RefSeq and is a predicted model, not a curated record. The transcript is spliced from 4 exons.
CGUGUCCGUUCUUUAUAAGCGGACAUCCCUGACGAUCAAAACACAGAAUCGUAUCGGCACAGUAUUCGCAAGCAACGCAGCACGCACAGCCGCGAAUUUUCACAAAGUACCGACCGAUCGAUCAAGACAGACAGAAUCGAAAAUGCGCUCCCACACCAUCGCUCUGCUCGUGUUCGGAAUAAUGGCCGUGGCUUUGGCAUCGCCGGUGCCAGGUCAUCAUCAUGAACAUCAUGUGAUCCAUGUGCCCUACCACGUGCACACGGUUCAUCAUCAUCACACGAAGAAAAUACACAUACCGGUGCAUCAUGUCGAGAAGGUCGCUGUUCCCGUUCCGGUACCGGUGCACCAUGUCGAAAAAGUACCAGUCCCAGUACCUGUACACCAUGUCGAAAAAGUGGCCGUACCUGUCCCAGUUAUACAUAAAGUUCCUAUCGCUGUACCCAUACAUAAGGAAGAGUUCUCUCAUGGUUGGUUUUAAAUAGAACGCAUUGUCUUCAGCUGUAAUUAUAUUAGGUUAUCGUACAAGGUGGAGUCCUAGUAAGUAACAGCUAAUGAUAUUCAUUCCUCAUUACGGAUCCAUUGAUAAGAAGCUUCUUCGUGGAAUACAAAAGAGGACGAAACCGAUCAGUACAAAAUUACUUCAGCCACCAGUGCAGAAUUUAAGGAUAGAGAAUAAGAACCAAAUACUCUGUACGCACGCGUGUAUACUCAGAACGGAGAUACUUGUACAUACUUUACAUCAUGUUAUACUCUCUUAUCAUUAUUUUUAUAUAAUAAACAUUUGAUAAAAAAAGAAA